Molecule: messenger RNA, 729 nt
Organism: Striga asiatica
Lineage: Eukaryota; Viridiplantae; Streptophyta; Magnoliopsida; Lamiales; Orobanchaceae
Source: the annotation of a GenBank genome assembly
AUGGGCGGUCACGGCGGUCUGAACAUCCUCCCUCAGAAGAGCUGGAACGUCUACAACUACGAAAAUCGCGAGAAAGUCCGCCGGGACGAGGAGGCCGCCGCCAAGGAAGAGCAACUCAAGCGCGAGCAAGCCCGGAAGCGUGAUUCUGAGCUCCGCCUCGAGAAGCUCCGCCAGGUCCGUGGAUCAGCGGGCCAAGCAUCGGCCCGAUCCGCCGACGAAGAACCUCUCCCCUCCCCUGCGCAGCCGGAACCCGUCGUCGAACCCUUGAAAUCCGAUUCCGAUUCCAAGCACAUAAAUUUGUUCGAAGGUAUCCGGAUUUUUGACCCGGUUAAAGCUGGCGAUGGGAAACGAGACGAAAAGAAGCGCAAAUUCGGUAGUGAGGAUGAUAGGCGUAAGAAGGUGAAGAAGGAGGAGGUUCGGACGGUCGGGCCCGAGGAUGAGAAGUAUAGGUUGGGGUAUGGUGUUGCAGGGAAAGGAGUGAAAUUGCCGUGGUAUAUGGAGAAGAGAGUGGCGGACGAGAAAAAUGUGGAUGAGGAUGAUGACGACAGGGAAGAAUAUUACAGCACCAAACACAAGGAGAAGAGAAAGAGUGGUGGGAAGAAGACAUUGGAGGAGUUGAGAGAGGAGAGGUUGAAGAGAGAGAAAUCAGAGAAAGAGAGAGAAAGGGCCUUGUUGAUGGCGAAGUCGAAGAAGGAUGGAGGUUUUUCUUCCAGGAGCCGAAGGAGGUGA